Scleropages formosus (Asian bonytongue) is the source of this 3156-nucleotide messenger RNA. RefSeq names its product transmembrane protein 184C (gene tmem184c). Lineage: Eukaryota; Metazoa; Chordata; Actinopteri; Osteoglossiformes; Osteoglossidae. The coding region runs from base 233 to 1558 and encodes 441 amino acids. The record is from RefSeq and is a predicted model, not a curated record. The transcript is spliced from 11 exons.
UUGGACAGGAAGUGUGACAACUUUUAACAAUGAGAAAAGUUCAGAAAUUCAGAAGUUCCACUUCCAGUGUUGUUGAGAGUUAGCUGGUAUGCAGUUUUAAAAAAAAUUGCCAUUAAUGAUAUUUUAAUUUUAGUUGUAAAACGAGGUGGAUAGGAGUCUAAGAACUUCGGGUUGAUGGUCGCACUCAGUGUGUGAGUUCUGUAUGAGAACAGUCCCUGCUGGCUGAGACACCAUGCCCUGCUCCUGGGGCAACUGGAGGCAGUGGAUCAGACCCCUGGUCAUCGUGCUCUAUCUGCUCGUUCUGCUCGUGCUGCUGCCCCUCUGCAUCUGGGAGCUGCACACAUCCGAGGUGGGCACCCACACUAAGGCUUGGUUCAUUGCUGGAAUAUUUGUGUUUAUGACCAUUCCCAUAUCACUGUGGGAAAUCCUCCAGCAUCUGGUGCAUUACACCCAGCCUGAGCUGCAGAAGCCAAUCAUCAGGAUAUUAUGGAUGGUGCCCAUAUACAGUUUAGACAGUUGGAUUGCCCUUAAGUACCCCAGCAUCGCCAUCUACGUGGACACGUGUAGGGAGUGCUAUGAGGCCUUCGUCAUCUAUAACUUCAUGACCUUCCUGCUGAACUACCUGGGGAAUCAGUACCCAAACCUGGUCCUGAUGUUGGAAGUGCAGGAGCAGCAGAAACACUUACCCCCACUCUGCUGCUGUCCACCAUGGCCUAUGGGAGAAGUGCUGCUGCUCAGAUGCAAACUGGGGGUCCUGCAAUAUACAGUUGUGAGACCUGUCACUACAGUAAUAGCUCUAAUUUGUGAGCUGUGUGGUGUGUAUGAUGAAGGAAAUUUCAGCUCAAAGAAUGCCUGGACCUACCUGGUAGUGUUCAAUAAUCUGUCCCAGCUGUUUGCCAUGUACUGCCUGGUGCUGUUCUACAGGGCCCUGCGGGAGGAGCUCAGCCCCAUCCAGCCUGUCGGGAAAUUCCUGUGCGUGAAGCUGGUGGUAUUUGUGUCCUUCUGGCAGGCUGUGCUCAUUGCUCUACUUGUGAAGGUGGGUGUGAUCUCCGAAUCCCAUACGUGGGACUGGGACAGCGUGGAAGCCGUGGCCACAGGCCUACAGGACUUUGUCAUCUGCGUGGAGAUGUUCCUGGCAGCCAUAGCUCACCACUAUACUUUCAGCUACAAGCCAUAUGUUCGGGAGGCUGAGGAGGUAUCUUGUUUGGACUCCUUCAUGGCCAUGUGGGAUAUAUCGGACGUCAGGGCCGACAUAUCCGAGCAAGUGCGCAAUGUUGGGAGGACGGUCCUUGGCCGUCCCAGGCCAACAUACUUUGGUGAGGCGCGGGAGCAGGAGCAAAAUGAGCGCACGGGCCUUCUCUCUCCGGGGCCCAUGGGGCCAGCUGCAGAUGGUGCCACCAUUGCCCCAUCCCCCACAGGUCACUACCGGGGCCUGGGACACACUGCUGCACCAGCGGGGCUCAGCCCAGAGCUGAAAGGUGGGGAGGACGUCCAGCCUAAUACGGCCCCUCAGGACAAGAAGGACCAUGCCCCUGUUAGCCACGACAUGUCAUCCUAGUUUAUCCUCCACCGCUACUGGCAAGAAGGUUGGAAAAAACCAAAGAAAACAUUCAGGUAGUUAAUCUGACAGCCAACUUUUCAUGUUUGUCCACUUUAGCAGACACGUUUUGAAGUCUGUCUCAAGAAGUAUACACGCAACAGUAAUUACUUGUGACAAAGAGGGCAUUUUACGAUUUUAAAUAAUACCACAAAAUUGGGGUUGGGGUUUGGAAAACUUCCUAGAAGUUGGGGAAAUAUAUCUCAGAACUUAUCCCUCCCCUUUUUUGUUGGGUUUCAGGAUAACAUACAGGGUAUUGCUGGCCAGAAAUAAACUGCUCAAAUAAGCAAUAUAAUAUUUGAAAGUGGUCAUAUGACCACACUGUAUGUUUUAGUCCUCUGCUGUAUACAUGGUGGAGCAAUAGUGUCAUACUGACUUCAUAUGCUGCUAUGACUGCAGCGGGCGACAGCUUUCUGAAUGGUAAAAACAAAUAAUUAAUGGUUUGAUGACAUAUAUCCAUGUUUUCUUUGUACAACCAGUCCUGUCUGUUGUUUUAAUUUAUUUUUAAUUCCAUUUUGUUAUCAUUUGGAGGAGAGAAAACAAACUGGUUAAAUAUAAUAAUGUCAGUUAGCAAUACUUAUGUAGUAUUUUGCUACACAUAAAAUUUUCCAUUUACUGCCAGCUAACUUCUCUGUUGUUUAUUUAAAUCUUUCUAUGAGAGGUUUUUAAAAUCCUCUGGAGCUGCAGUGCAGCUAAAACGGCUCAUGCCCAAAAAAGACAUUAGACCUGUGUAAACGCCCGGCUCCAAGAAGUGCUCCUCUGCAAAUGGUCAGAAAUGACCCAUUUGGGUUCAACCUUGAGGUCAGGUUUUUCCCUUCACUGCCAGCAUUCAGGUCUCUAACACAUUUUCAAAUGCAGAUAAUGUAAAAAAUUUUUGGUCAUAGGAAAUAACACUGUGUGGGUUGUGCCUUUAUAUGUUUUUCAUGAAGGUAGUUGUAACUAAAUGUUUAAUUUAUGCUUGAUGUUCUCCUGAAUCUUCGCAAAUUGUACUUGUUGGAUUUGUAGUUUGUCAAGUUAACUUUUUUUUCAUGAUUUGCUGUUUUGUGUGGCUAUGGUGCUUGUGGUUGAAGCCUUAACCAAAGAUGUUCAAACAACCCAUCUUUUCUUGUUUUGCUCUACAAAGACCUGUUGUACGUUGUGCUUCCUGUGACCAAUGUUUAGAAGCCAUACCCCUUUAAAGGAUGGUUGAAGACUGUUUGGACCACAAGUUACUUUAAUUUUUCAAUGCUCAGGAAAAUCUGUUAUUAAUUGUGCUGUGGUAUUCUGUCCAGGGGGAGGGGGUUGAUAUGGUAUUUAUCAUUCAUCUUGGUUGGGGCUUGUUCAUACUGUAAGAAAGCCAAAAUUUUUAGUCUUGUUUUAAAAACUCGACUAAGAACUUUCACCUUUGCUCCGUGAAGCUUAGGAUUACAGUUGUGUUCUAUGUUGUACUGCACUACCACAGAAGCCUUUGCUCAGAAUAUGUGUACAGUUUUAUUAAAGCACAGUAAUAUCUGAAUCUAUAACAUUACAGCAGGUAGUGGGUUUUAAUGUACAGCACAGUAACUCCAGGACUGCAGCCC